AUGGCACCCUUCUUCGCACUCGCUACCAUCCUCGCGUCGCUGACGACCUCCGUCGUGGCUGUCGCGAACGUCCGCUGUGCGCCGGUGACGGGCCACACGAUGGCCGUGAGCUGGACGUCGGACGCGGCUGACUCGGCCCCGAUGAACGUCGCGCUGAUGAGCGCCGCGGGGAGUGAAAGCUACAUUGUCGCGGAGAACGUGCACCCGAAGGCCAACGCCGUCACGGUCCCGCUGCCCGACGUCCUCCCGGGCGCGUACAUAAUCUCGCUGCUCCCCGUCCCCUCGCGCUUCUCGCGCAGCCCCCUCCCCCGGGCCGCGCUCGCCGCCUCGCCGCCGUUCCACCUCGCCGCGCGCCAAGCCCCGUCCUCCUCGCGCAGCAGCACCCUCCCGCCGCUGUCGCGCACGGCCUCCUCGCUCUCCGCGAGCGUCUCCGCCGCGCAGUCGAGCAUCUCCGCCGCCGCGUCCUCCGCGCUCGCCUCCCUCUCCUCCGCGCAGUCCGCGGCGCAGUCGAACCUCUCCACCGCGCUGUCGCACUCGAGCUCCGUCGCCGCGUCGCUCAGCAGCGUGCUCGCGAGCCAGAGCGGGUCCGGCUCGGGGAACGCCGCGACCGCGGUAAGGCUCGUCGGCCCGGGUGUGGGCGUCGCGAUUAUGGCGGUGCUCGGCGGGGUGCUCGCUGGCGCGGCGUUGUUGUAG
This is a messenger RNA of Mycena indigotica, 693 nucleotides long. RefSeq lists its product as uncharacterized. The transcript is spliced from 4 exons. NCBI's taxonomy places the organism in Eukaryota, Fungi, Basidiomycota, Agaricomycetes, Agaricales, Mycenaceae. The record is from RefSeq and is a predicted model, not a curated record. Bases 1 to 693 code for a protein of 230 amino acids.